Molecule: messenger RNA, 1252 nt
Organism: Lolium rigidum
Lineage: Eukaryota; Viridiplantae; Streptophyta; Magnoliopsida; Poales; Poaceae
Exons: 6
Coding region: 77-922 (281 amino acids)
Source: RefSeq, a predicted model, not a curated record
GGCUGAGCCUGCGUCUGCACAAACACUGCAUAGACUGGAUGCCUUGUCUUUGGAGGGUCUGUGCUACACUACGGAGAUGGAGGGAUCGUCCAGCACUGUUGCAUCCCUGCCCUCUCCGCAUGACACCACCGAUGCACCACCUCUAUUAGACCGCUGUCUUUCCUCGUCACCCAUUUGGAAACGGCGUGUCUUCGAGUGGGCAAUCACAUUUUACACCAUCAAAGAUGUUGGAGGAUAUUUCCGCGUAUUUCCUGAUGUGGGCGGGCCUUUUCAGAGCAAAGACGAAGCUGACAAGGCUAUUGAUCGCUACCUCACUGAGCGCAAGAAUUUGACAAUGGGCAUAGGCCUUUCUGAAGUGGAUAAGAUUAUACAAAAAUGCCGUUUCUUUCCUGAUGGCACAAAGAAGCGCUUGAAAGCAGGACAGGCAAUUGAUAAAAGGCGUGAUACAACUUACCAAUUGGUUCAAGCUGUGGUGUACAAGUACAAUGAUCAUCACAAACUUUUUGGGGAUAGUGCAUAUGAAGUCAAAGAUGUUCUGGGUGAGCCACCACUUUGGGAGGAAGACAACUGUAGGAUGUACAUGCAUAUGAAUUUCACUGCAAAGACCAAAGGGCGUGAUGAUCUAUUCUUUGCUGAAGUCACAUAUGUGAGUGGAGAUGCUGCAUUAGCGGUGAACUGUUGCUGCAUUGUCAAAUCUUUCGAUAAUGGUCCCUGCUUUGCUUGUGGAACUACUAUGAAGCACCCCAGCGAUGGUAUUGCAUAUAGUGGCGCUCGCAGGAAUGGCUCAUAUUGCCUACCUUUCGGCAGUGGUCCUGUAAGAGUUACUUGGUGCCCCGACGAAGACUCUGAUGAAGAGGUGGAAAGACUGAGAUCUCUGUUUGGGGGAGCUCGAGCCACUGCCCGUGUACCGCUUGAGGCUUAACUGUGUGCGAAGGCAAACUUAGAUUGGCGCUUCUGGCCAAUAAAGGUCCUCUUGCAUUUUCUAGUUUGCCAUGAUCAGCUGCUUUUUCACCUCAACCGGACAAGUUUGAGCUAUUCUUGUCGCUAAGAUGUUGAAAAGAUAGUUUUUUUUUAAUGUUUGGGAUAGACCUAGUCAUGAUGAGCAACACUCUGAGUAAGUUGCUAUAUGUAUUUAUUGUAUCUGAUGACAAAAAAAAUCAUUUGUCAAAAUUAAAUGGACAGAUUUUUGAACACCCACGUAUAUUACUUGAUUAACUGCCCCUGUUAUAUUCGUAGCAAGAAGUUAGCUGCU